UUAUUAAGGUAUAUAGCUCAACCAGAAAUCCAAGAUAGAGGCAGAUUAAAAAAAAAAAAAUCAGUGGGUUGUCUCCUCUCCCAAGACCUCUCUGCCUCUCCAAAACCAAAAACCACAAACAACUUAUUCCUACAUAUUCAGAAGAUCAAUGUGGAGGCUGAAGAUUGCAGAGGGUAGUAAUGGCAAUGAGUCUUUCCUCUUUACCACAAACAACUUCGUGGGGAGACAAACAUGGGAGUUUGACGCCGAUGCCGGUACACCUGAGGAGCGAGCCGAGGUUGAAGACGCCCGUCUUAAUUAUUACAACAACCGCCAUAACAUCAAGCCCUGCAGCGACCUCCUAUGGCGAACGCAGUUUUUAAGAGAGAAAAAUUUCCAACAGACAAUUCCCCAAGUGAAGCUUGAGGAUGGUGAGGAAAUUACAUAUGAAACUGUCACAACCACGUUAAGGAGAGCCACCCACUUCUUUUCAGCUUUGCAGGCCACCGACGGCCAUUGGCCUUCUGAAAUUUCUGGCAUAUCAUUUUCCCUUCCUCCAUUUAUCAUUUGUCUAUACAUUACAGGGCAUCUUAAUACUAUAUUCACUACAGAACAUCGCAAAGAAAUCCUUCGAUAUAUAUACAAUCAUCAGAACAAAGAUGGUGGAUGGGGAUUACAUAUAGUGAGUCAUAGUAGUAUGUAUGCUACAACUUUGCACUACAUUAGCAUGCGUAUACUUGGAGAAGAAGGUGAUGGUGGUGAGGGUGACGCUUGUGCGAGAGCACGAAAGUGGAUUCUCGACCAUGGUGGUGUAACACAUAUACUAUCUUGGGGAACGAUUUGGCUUUCGAUACUUGGUGUGUAUGAAUGGUCUGGAUGCAAUCCGAUUCCUCCAGAGUUUUGGAUGUUUCAUCCUUUUCUUCCGAUUGAUCCUGCAAAAUUGUGGUGCCAUAUACGGAUGCAUUAUUUACCUAUGUCAUAUUUGUACGGAAAGAGGUUUGUUGGCCCCACAACACCUCUCAUUUUACAAUUGAGAGAAGAGCUCUACAUUCAACCAUAUGAUAGUAUUAAUUGGAGGAAAGCAAGACACUUAUGUGCGAAGGAGGAUCUCUAUUAUUCUAAAACAUGGAUGCAAGAUUUACUUUGGGAUAGUCUUUACAUAAUCAUUGAGCCCGUUCUUACUUGUUGGCCUUUUAACAAGUUGAGAAAUAAGGCUCUUCAAGUAGCGAUGAAAUACAUUCAUUAUGAAGAUGAGAAUAGUCGGUAUCUUACCAUUGCAGGGGGGGUAAAGCCAUUAUUGAUGCUCGCUUGUUGGGUGGAAGAUCCACAUGGGGAUUCCUUUAAGAAGCAUCUUGCUAGGAUCGAUGAUUUCUUAUGGAUUGCAGAAGAUGGAUUGAAGAUGACUUCUGCUGGCCAGGUUUGGGAUGCUUGCUUUGCCAUCCAAGCUUUGCUCGCUACUAAUCUCAGUGAUGAAAUCGGACUAACACUAAUGAAAGGACACGACUUUUUAAAGAAAUCCCAGGUCAAGGAUAAUCCUUCUGGCGACUUCAUAAGCAUGUUUCGUCACAUUUCUAAAGGAGGGUGGGCUUUCUCUGAGCAAGAUCAAGGUUGGCAAGUUUCUGAUUGCACUGCAGAAGCUUUAAAGUGUUGUUUGUUGCUAUCUAUGCUUCCAUCAGAAAUGGUCGGUGAGACAAUGGAUCCCGAGUGCGUAUAUGAUUCAGUCAAUGUCAUACUUUCUCUGCAGAGUAAAAACGGAGGAGUGGCAGGCUGGGAGCCGGCAGGUGCAGCAUCAUGGUUGGAGCUUCUCAAUCCUGUAGAAUUUCUCGAGGACACUGUCAUUGAGCAUGAGUAUGUUGAGUGCACUUCAUCAGCAAUGCAGGCAUUAGUUUUGUUCAAGAAAUUAUAUCCAGAGCAUAGGAAAAAAGAGUGCAAAAUUUUCAUCUCAAAUGCUGUACACUACCUUGAAGAUAUACAAAUGCCUAAUGGUUCAUGGUACGGAAGUUGGGGAAUUUGCUUCAUAUAUGCAACUUGGUUUGCGCUCGUAGGGUUAGAAGCUGCUGGCAAGACUCACCAAAAUUGUCUUGCCAUGCGCAAAGGCGUACUAUUUCUACUCAAAACACAAAACGAAGAUGGUGGUUGGGGAGAGAGUUAUCUUUCUUGCCCAAACAAGGAUUAUAUGCCUCUCGAAGGAAAUCGAUCAAAUUUGGUGCAAACUGCGAUGGCUUUGAUGGGGCUAAUUCAUGCUCAGCAGGCAGAGAGAGACCCUACUCCUCUUCAUCGUGCGGCAAAGCUGUUGAUCAAUUCUCAAAUGGAGAAUGGUGAUUUCCCCCAACAGGAACUUGUAGGGGCUUUUAUGAAGAAUUGCAUGGUGCAUUAUGCACUUUUUAGGGAUACUUUCCCGCUGUGGGCUCUUGCGGAAUAUCGUAAUCUUGUUUCACUGCCCACCGAAUCCCUUUAAACUACAUAUGUUGUGGAUUACAUAAUAAUUAAUUAAUUAGGAGAAUAAAAUGGGUGAAAUAAGGCAUGAAAAAUAAUGAAUUUGUAAACAAUAAGCCAUAUUUCAAGCAAAAGACUAGUUGUGGUGCUAUUCUACUGUACAUUUGUAAUUGAUUUACAAUACAACAGUAAUACUGUUUAAUCACUUGAUCAACAUUUAAUAUUUUUCCUCA
Molecule: messenger RNA, 2648 nt
Organism: Corylus avellana
Lineage: Eukaryota; Viridiplantae; Streptophyta; Magnoliopsida; Fagales; Betulaceae
Product: beta-amyrin synthase 2-like
Biological process (GO): triterpenoid biosynthetic process
Cellular component (GO): lipid droplet
Molecular function (GO): beta-amyrin synthase activity
Source: RefSeq, a predicted model, not a curated record